AUGAGUGACCCGAAGGGCAAAGCGUUGGCCGCAGUCACCACUCAAUUGGCGGCCAACAGAUCCAAAGCCAUCGCUUCGCCACUCACUCCGGGAUUGUCUCACACAUCGCAUCCACACAACUGUCACACUCUGACCAGACGUGCCGUCAAACAGGCGUUACUUCAACAGCAAAGGCGCCGAAGAAGAAACACUAACACCACUGGUUUCGCCGCCACCGCAGCCGCAGCCGUCCCCUCAGCAGUCACUCGACAGCAGUCAACCAUCGGUUCCGCCAUUUCUGGCAAAACAAGUGUUGUUAACAACAAAACAGUGACGAGUAUUGCCGUCAAUGGUAUGAAAGAGAAGGCGUUUGUGAACGAUAUGAAGGACGAAACGGCCAGAAAUAACUACAUCUCAAGCGUUGACUCUCAGGUGAAUAAACUGCUGGAAGGCGUCAAACCCAAGAGAAGUCGAGGCAAAGCGAAGUGCAGUCAAUCCUCACAAAUGGCUGAACUACGGGAGGGACGGCUCGACCUCUCGUCGCCCGACUCUAUACUGGUUCACACGAAUCUGAGAGCGCUUUUGAAUAAACAGACGUUUAUGUCUUUACCGCACUAUUAUCAGUACAAAUUGGUUCAAAUGCUACCCAAGUUUGAUCAGGUGUUGACACCCGACGGUUGGAUUAAACCGAGUUCGUCGGCGCUCAGCAACGAGUUCUUCGCCAAAUCGUGUCAGUCAUGGCUCGAAAGGCUUUCCGAUUCCAAACUCACCGUUGAGUCCAUUCAGAGAAGGAAAGUAGACGUCGAGAAAGAGAAGAGCAAAUUAGAUCCGUUUAAACUGAAGAACUUUGAGCCCAUUUGGGGCCAAACGCUGGAAUCGCAACGCGACGUCGCCAACGAGUUCGAGCGGAUCCCCAAAUCCAGACCAAAGGCAUCCAAUGUCUGUCAUUCACAACUAGAAUCCGUCCGAAAAGUUCGUAAAAAUAAGUUAUUAUCCGUUAAAAAGUUUAAAUCAAACAAAAAAGUGAAACAAACUGUCGAAAAGUCAUCAAUCGAUUCAACGGCAAGUGAUUUACCGAAUGAGACAACUGUUGUCACGUCUGGCAGUGAAGAAGUGAUGGAAACAAAUGUCACGACAGAAACCAUUGAACAGAACAUCGCCGUCGAGGAGACGAUUGGCGUUCAAAACGAUUGCAUUGAAAGCAAUGCAACAGAAGCUGAAGCCGUUGUCAUCGUUAACAAUGUUAGCAGUGAAUCGGAACCAUUGGCUGCGGUCAGCGAUAGUACAACAUGUAAACCAAACGCAGUGGUCGUUGUCUCGGAUCCGUCGGCAACGCAGACCUCUAACACUAUCACCGCUUCCACUAAAAGUGUUAAUAAAACCGAUAUAAUAGUGAAAGAGUCUGAGAACGAGUCGAAAGCGAAACGAUUGUCUCGUAAGCGAAACGCGACCGCAAUUGUCAACAAAGACGGUGUGGACGAAGAGCGCUCUUUCCUCAUCUGCAGACGCGCUCUCGAGUCCAGUCCUAACAAUAAGUUCUUCUAUGUCUCGCGCUGUCGACGAAUACAUACAGUGGACGGCCCUUCCGUUGUCGUCAAUGAUCCCAAGACUGACAACAAACUCGAGAAACGCAGUGAUAAUAACGCACCAAAUGUUGAACCGAAGACCACCACCGAUACCGACACCAACUCAUGCGUGCCUUCAAGUGAUUCGGUUGUUAGUAGUGUUUGUCCGACCAUUAGUGACACUAAAUGUACCUCAACUACCAUUAGUACAAUACAAUGGGCGCCGUCUGUGCAGCACUCCAUUAACGAUGGCUCGGAUCAGAUUAACACUAAAGAGAGGUCCGAUAGAGCGAGGAAUGAAUGCUUAGAUGUCUUCGACGACAACGCGUGUGACAAACAGUCCAAACUAUACUCAAGUCUAACCAAAAAUUGUGACGUGAAAGAGGACACCAAAACCAAAGUGAUUAAAGUCCAGUUGCCUUCAGGUGUGAGCGAAAGACUGUCACCAAAACACCUGAAUGACCCCCAACUGGUCUCUCAAAGCCCUAUAAAUAAGCCGACGAAUUGUGUGAAGACCACAACCGUAACAAAAGUGAUUCCGAUUAAUACUGAAGCCCUUCAGCGUCUGAAAGCGAUGGUGGCGUCGACCAUAUCCCAAGAGAUGAGCUCUUCGAUGACUAUCACUCCUUCCACUAGUGUGAUUCGCGCGAAACCAUUGGAAACUCGUCGACGAGUGAAUGCGCCGACGAAGAGUCAGAUCCCGUCGGAGAUACUCGACAACAAGCUAUUGAAUGAGAGGAUCAGUUCAACGCUUCCCAAGAAUUAUAACUUUGAAUUUCAUAAAAUCAUUUGGAGAUUGAAGUCAUCGGCGGCUCAAAGGGUUGGCCUUCAGUUCCCCGAAGGACUCUUCGUCUUCGCCAUCACUAUCGCAGAUAUCAUCGAAGAGUUC
Messenger RNA from Medioppia subpectinata, 2433 nucleotides. The record is from the annotation of a GenBank genome assembly. NCBI's taxonomy places the organism in Eukaryota, Metazoa, Arthropoda, Arachnida, Sarcoptiformes, Oppiidae.